Molecule: messenger RNA, 891 nt
Organism: Toxorhynchites rutilus septentrionalis
Lineage: Eukaryota; Metazoa; Arthropoda; Insecta; Diptera; Culicidae
Exons: 1
Coding region: 168-719 (183 amino acids)
Source: RefSeq, a predicted model, not a curated record
CCACCGAUCAUUUCAGGUAGUGCUUCGAGUGGAGAAACACGUGCGUUUGGCCGACCAUCCUGUUUACAAAGUGUACUCUGCUUCAGGUGUUGGGGAAGUUUGAAAAAUAAUGAAGUGAAAAGUGAAGUUUUUCGGGAGUGAAAAAAUUGCCUCUGGUGCAAAAAAUCAUGCCGAAAACCGUUCCAAACAGUUCUACCGAUGAUCUUGGCAGUAAAGGUUCCCGAACGGGUGGACCAAGACCCACAAAACGACGUAGACCAAGUGAGAUAGAACCAAAUAGCGGUAGGGAGUCUGCUGAAUCGUCUCGCCGCAAGCGACCAAAUCUAAUAGAGUCCGACCAAAGAACCGUUCAACCUCAAGCUGCUGCUAGAAUCGUCGUGAACCAACCGUCGUCUCCCAGUCCCAUUGGGAACGGCGACGGAGUGAGAUCAGAUUUUCUACUGCAGGCCCUGCGACGCAUCCAGGAACUGCAGGAUGAGAUCGACUUCCUCGAGAAUGACCCCUACGCAGAGGAUGCCGAAUCGUCCGACGAGGAGGGACAUUUGCCACCGCCGGCUGUUGUAACGGGCCAACAGGCGGAAGCGCUAGGAUUCGCCGUCUGUGUCCAGGAAACGAUGGCUUUUCUCGAGCGGGAAGGUGUUGCCCCAGACAGUCGGAUGGUGAUCAAUUUACGGAACCGUCUCAUUGGAAUGCGCGAGCCGGAUUUGUCGUAUCGAUAAGAACUGGAAAGCGUGCGAAGUAGGUGAUUCUAGUCAGAAAGUGGAAGCGGAAGAGUAUGAAAUAAAUAUUUGCGUAAGAUUUUUCGAGUCGUCGAAUAAAAAAAAAUCUAGUCAGAACUGUUAGCUUCGUAAGAACCAAAGUGUAUGAAUAAUGAACCAAAAAUAAAGUCUA